CUGCGGGGACGGGUGCGCGCGGCCGGGUUGGGGGCCAUGAAGCCGAGUCCGACCGGGACGGCUAAGGAGCAGGAGCCGCCGGCGCCGGCCCGAGGAGAGCAGCGCACGGCGGAGCCUGAGGGGCGCUGGCGGGAGAAGGGCGAGGCGGACACGGAGCGGCAGCGCACCCGCGAGCGGCAGGAGGCCACGCUGGCCGGGCUGGCGGAGCUGGAGUACCUGCGCCAGCGCCAGGAGCUGCUGGUCCGGGGCGCCCUGCGCGGCACGGGCGGCGCGGGGGCCGCUGCAGCCCGCGCCGGGGAGCUGCCUGGGGAGGCGGCGCAGCGCAACCGCCUGGAGGAGAAGUUCUUGGAGGAGAACAUCUUGCUGCUGCGGAAGCAAUUGAAUUGUUUGAGGAGAAGAGACGCUGGUUUGUUGAACCAGUUGCAGGAACUCGACAAGCAGAUAAGUGACUUGAGACUGGAUGUGGAAAAGACAUCUGAAGAGCACCUGGAGACAGACAGCCGCCCCAGCUCAGGGUUUUAUGAACUGAGUGAUGGGGCUUCGGGAUCCCUGUCCAAUUCCUCGAACUCGGUCUUCAGUGAGUGUUUAUCCAGUUGUCAUUCCAGUACGUGCUUCUGCAGCCCCUUGGAGGCAACCUUGACUAUUUCAGAUGGUUGCCCCAAAUCUGCAGAUGUGAAUCCCAAGUACCAGUGUGAUCUGGUGUCUAAAAAUGGGAAUGAUGUGUAUCGCUACCCCAGUCCACUUCAUGCCGUGGCCGUGCAGAGCCCAAUGUUCCUCCUUUGCCUGACAGGCAACCCCCUGAGGGAAGAGGAGCGGCUUGGUAACCAUGCCAACGAUGUUUGUGCGGGAUCUGAGCAGGACACCGUCAAGACGGACACUAACUUACCAUCUCCAAGCAGUUUGUGGUCUGCUCCCCAUCCUUCAUCCAGCAAGAAGAUGGAUGGUUACAUUCUGAGCCUGGUCCAGAAAAAAACCCACCCAGUAAGGACCAACAAACCGAGGACCAGUGUGAACGCUGACCCCACGAAGGGGCUUCUGAGGAAUGGGAGCAUUUGUGUCAGAGUGACUGGGGGCGUCUCACAGGGCAACAGUGGGAACCUUAAGAAUUCGAAACAGGUGCCUUUGCCCUCCGGAGGCAUCCCUUCUUUGGACAAUGGGGCCUUCUCCCCACCAAAACAGUGGUCAAAAGAAUCAAAGCCAGAACCUCUGGAAAGCAAGAGGUUGCCCGCGCCUGAAGGCUGUUCUCCAGGCACUGCUACAGAACUUCAAGGUAAGCCUCUGCCCAAAACCGCCAAGCCCGUCUCCCAGGAACAUGCAAGGUGUCCCCCCGCUGGGACAGGGGAGUCCUCUAAGGAAAGCGGGCAGAUCCCAGCUGCCUCUCCGAAAGAGAGCCCUGGGAGGGUCCUGGCACCGCUGCAAGAGAACAAAGUGGUCCAGCCACUGAAAAAGGUGCCACAGAAAAACAGCCCGCAGGCAGGCACUCUGGCGCCCCGUCCCGCCGCCUCAGCCCUGCUGCCCCCCACUUUCCCGGCGGAAGAGCGGCCGGCCCUGGAUUUCAGAAGCGAGGGCUCCUCUUCUCAGAGCCUGGAGGAAGGGCCCCCGGGGAAGGCGCCGCCCGUCCUGGCGCCGCCUCCGGGGGUCAGGCCGCCCCGGGGUGCGCGCCCCGCGGCCGCCCCGAGGGGCUCGGCCGUGAAGCACCGGGCGCCGGCCGUCCACGGGCCGGAAAGUGCUCUGCCCGCCGUGAGGGAGAAGGCCCGGGCGGCCGGCAAGAAGUGUCGGUUCCCCGACGACACGGAUACAAAUAAGAAACUGCGGCGAGCCCCGGCGAAGGCGCGGCGGGGCGGGGGCGGCCAGGCCGACGCGGGGCUCCCCAGCCGGCCGCUGGGGACGGGCCACCGCGCGGGGAGCCGGGCGCACGGCCACGGCCACGGCCGGGAGGCGGUGGUGGCCAAGCCCAAGCACAAGCGCACCGACUCGCGGCGGUGGAGGUCGGCCGCCGAGGUGUCGUACGAGGAGGCGCUGCGGCGCGCGCGGCGGGGCCGGCGGGAGGCCGCGGGGCUGUUUGCGGCCGGGCCUUACGCCAGCCCCUACGCGUACGCGGCCAGCGACUCCGAGUACUCGGCCGAGUGCGAGUCCCUGUUCCACUCCACCGUGCUGGACACCAGCGAGGACGAGCGCAGCAACUACACCACCAACUGCUUCGGCGACAGCGAGUCCAGCGUGAGCGAGGGCGACUUCGUGGGCGACAGCACGAGCACCAGCGACUCGGAGGAGAGCGGGGGCUUGAUUUGGUCCCAGUUCGUGCAGACGCUGCCGCUGCAGCCGGUCCCGGCCCCCGACCUUCGCCACAACCCCACCAAAACCUUCGUCAAGAUUAAGGCCUCACACAACCUCAAGAAGAAGAUCCUCCGCUUUCGGUCGGGCUCUUUGAAACUGAUGACGACCGUCUGAGGCGCGUCCUCCGUGUAGAGAGUGGGGCUCUCUAGUCCCGCCCCCC
Messenger RNA from Dama dama (fallow deer), 2497 nucleotides. It is a transcript of the gene DACT1, whose product is annotated as dishevelled binding antagonist of beta catenin 1. The coding region runs from base 37 to 2451 and encodes 804 amino acids. NCBI's taxonomy places the organism in Eukaryota, Metazoa, Chordata, Mammalia, Artiodactyla, Cervidae. Gene Ontology annotation, cellular component: cytoplasm. The record is from RefSeq and is a predicted model, not a curated record. Gene Ontology annotation, biological process: negative regulation of canonical Wnt signaling pathway; negative regulation of JNK cascade; regulation of Wnt signaling pathway, planar cell polarity pathway. The transcript is spliced from 4 exons.